CCUGUGAGGAGCCAAAAGUUCGGGUUGGAAGUCCUUCCUUGCAGAGGAGGGAGUUGUUCACAAAGCCUCCAAGUAGCAGCAGCAGCUCCACUUAUUUCUUUGGUGGCAUUUCAUACAGAGGGGCCGGGAGCUGCUACAAGGAAGCAUUGAACAGCCAGCUGUCUGCUGCUCUGGAGGGACUUCUUCUCAGUCAUGAUAUUCAGAUGGAAUUGGUAUGCUACCCUCAGUGGGACAUUCCUCAUCAUCCAGGCUUUCCCACACACCAAUAUUAAAAUCAGUCAAGCUUUGCCAGAACCAAUCCUGUCCUACUCCUGUCCUCUCUUCUGGACUGAAUAUGAAGGCUAUUGUUACAGAUAUUUUCCCAUCAAUAAAACGUGGGCAGAGGCUGACUUAUAUUGUGCAGAGUUUUCCAUUGGUCUCAAAUCAGCCAAACUGGCAUCCAUUCACAGCUGGGAAGAGAAUGUAUUUGUAUAUGACCUGGUGAACAGCCGAGUCCCUGGAAUACCCACUGAUAUCUGGACAGGUCUUAAUGAUCUAAGGCAGGAGAGCGACUUUGAAUGGACGGAUGGCUCAUCGUAUGACUAUAACUACUGGGAUGGCAGCCAGCCAGAUGAUGGGAUCCAUUCUAAACCAGAAGACGAAGACUGUGUGCAGAUCUGGUACAGAUACACCAGCGCAUUGCGUUCAUGGAAUGACAAUAGCUGCAACAGAGAAUUCCCGUUUGUGUGCAAAAUUCCAUCCCUGGCGGCCAAUUAGCUCUUUCGUCGCCUGGAACAAGAGAGACAAGCAGACUCUUCAGCUACUGGCAGCAAGCGACACGGAUGCACAGCUUCCUCUUUAGACGUCAUUGUUAUCAUUCUAAUAAAUCCCAUUCCUGAUCUGA
Messenger RNA from Anolis sagrei ordinatus, 883 nucleotides. It is a transcript of the gene CLEC19A, whose product is annotated as C-type lectin domain containing 19A. Gene Ontology annotation, molecular function: signaling receptor activity. The record is from RefSeq and is a predicted model, not a curated record. NCBI's taxonomy places the organism in Eukaryota, Metazoa, Chordata, Lepidosauria, Squamata, Anolidae.